AUGGAUAUAGACGAGAAGGUAUCAGGUCCUGGCGGUGCGUCUCAGAAGAACUGGACGCACCUCAACACCAGCGAUGAGUUGCCCUUAGACAUGCGUUUCAAUCAUGGCCAUAUGGUCUCAAUUACGGUAUACAGUGUGCUGAUGAUGGUAUCAGCAACUGGCAACUUGACAGUGUUGUCGCAGCUUGUUAAGAGAAGAAGAGCUGGUAGAGCCAGCAGGCUGGAUGUCCUGCUGAUGCAUUUGGCUGUUGCCGACCUUAUGGUAACAUUCCUCAUGAUGCCACUGGAGAUCGCGUGGGCUGGCACCGUGCAGUGGCUUGCUGGAGACAUUAUGUGCCGCUUCAUGAUGUUUACGAGAACAUUCGGGCUGUACCUCUCCAGUUUCGUACUCAUAUGUAUCGCUAUUGAUAGAUACUAUGCCAUACUGAAACCUCUGAAUGUAACAUGGGAAGCUCGGGUGCGUCGGGCCCUACUCAUCGCCUGGGUAUGCGCAGGAUUAGCCAGCCUGCCACAAAGUUUUAUAUUCCAUUUAGAGGAACAUCCUGAUGUCAAAGGGUAUUACCAAUGUGUGACAUAUGGAUCUCUUCCAACAGAACGCCAUGAGUUUGCCUACUUCCUUCUUAACAUGGCACUCAUGUAUGUAGCUCCUCUGCUUUUUACUCUGUACUGCUCUUCAGCCGCCUUAUUGGAGAUCAUUCGCAGGGCUAACACAGCUAAUGAUAAAAUGCGACGCAGCGGUGUUGGAAUUCUUGGAAGGGCCAGAGCGCGUACACUUAAGAUGUCUGUUACAAUCGUACUUGUAUUCUUCACUUGUUGGUCGCCAUACUACUGCUAUUGCUUGUGGUAUUGGAUAGAUAAAGAUAUAGUAAACCACCUGGAUCCAGCAUUCCAGAAAGCCAUGUGGUUAUUUUCCUGUACAAAUUCGUGCGCGAACCCUAUUGUCUAUGGUGUGUUUAAUAGAAACCGCUGGACUUGGCGAAGCGGCCCUCAUGCCCGUAAUCGAGGUGGUUGCAUGAGACGAGGUUCUCGAUUCCCUCACGGUGACUCCAUGGAAAUAUCUGCUGCUACCCUCGCCAGAGCCCGAUACUCACUUCAUAGCGAUAGACAUAGCCGACGAGACUCCGCGCGGAGUUUUGUGAUACCAAACGGCUCCCAGAAACAUAUAAAUAACAAUGACCAGAUAAAUGGCGUUGUUUAA
Messenger RNA from Pieris macdunnoughi, 1197 nucleotides. NCBI's taxonomy places the organism in Eukaryota, Metazoa, Arthropoda, Insecta, Lepidoptera, Pieridae. The record is from the annotation of a GenBank genome assembly.